Molecule: messenger RNA, 5386 nt
Organism: Pongo pygmaeus (Bornean orangutan)
Lineage: Eukaryota; Metazoa; Chordata; Mammalia; Primates; Hominidae
Gene: ZNF280D
Product: zinc finger protein 280D
Exons: 20
Coding region: 179-2422 (747 amino acids)
Biological process (GO): regulation of DNA-templated transcription
Molecular function (GO): DNA-binding transcription factor activity, RNA polymerase II-specific; RNA polymerase II cis-regulatory region sequence-specific DNA binding
Source: RefSeq, a predicted model, not a curated record
UCGCCGCAGUGUAGUUUUUCGUGCUCCUCCUUUUCCUCCUCCUCUUUCUCCUCCUCCUCAGGGCUCCAGUCAGGCCGAUCCGCUCCGCUCACGGAAGGAAAACAGAAAUAACUUGCUGCCUUGUCUGGAGUCACAUGUACUUAGGUGACAAUUUACAGAAAGUCAUCUCUGCAGCUUGAUGGGCGACAACCCUUUUCAACCAAAAAGUAAUUCAAAAAUGGCAGAACUGUUUAUGGAAUGUGAAGAAGAGGAGCUGGAACCAUGGCAGAAGAAAGUAAAAGAAGUUGAGGAUGACGAUGAUGAUGAGCCAAUCUUUGUUGGAGAGAUAUCAAGUUCAAAACCAGCAAUUUCAAAUAUUUUGAACAGAGUUAACCCCAGCUCAUAUUCAAGGGGACUAAAGAAUGGUGCACUCAGUCGAGGUAUUACUGCUGCAUUCAAGCCUACAAGUCAACACUACACGAAUCCAACAUCAAAUCCAGUGCCUGCCUCACCAAUAAAUUUUCAUCCUGAGUCUAGAUCUUCAGAUAGUUCUGUUAUUGUUCAGCCUUUUUCUAAACCUGGUUAUAUAACAAACUCAUCACGAGUUGUGUCUAAUAAGUCAUCAGAGUUACUAUUUGACUUGACCCAGGAUACAAGAUUAUCACAUUACCAAGGGGGACCAACACUUUCUAUGGCAGGUAUGAGUGAAAGUUCAUUUUUAUCAAAACGUCCUUCUACUUCUGAAGUAAAUAAUGUUAAUCCAAAGAAGCCUAAGCCCAGCGAAAGUGUUUCUGGAGCAAAUUCCUCAGCUGUAUUACCUUCAGUUAAAUCUCCUUCAGUGACUUCUUCCCAGGCUAUGCUAGCAAAAGGUACAAAUACCUCAUCAAAUCAAUCUAAAAAUGGAACACCUUUUCCAAGAGCUUGUCCGAAGUGCAACAUUCAUUUCAAUCUUUUGGAUCCUUUGAAAAAUCACAUGAAGUAUUGUUGUCCAGACAUGAUAAAUAACUUUUUGGGACUGGCUAAAACAGAAUUUUCAAGUACAGUAAAUAAAAACACAACUAUUGAUUCAGAGAAAGGAAAAUUGAUCAUGUUAGUUAAUGACUUUUAUUAUGGAAAACAUGAAGGAGAUGUCCAGGAAGAACAGAAGACUCACACAACCUUUAAAUGCUUCAGUUGCUUGAAAAUUCUAAAAAAUAACAUUAGGUUUAUGAACCACAUGAAACACCAUUUGGAACUUGAGAAGCAGAGCAGUGAGAGCUGGGAAAACCAUACCACCUGCCAGCACUGCUACCGUCAGUUUCCCACACCAUUUCAGUUGCAGUGUCACAUCGAAAGUACACAUACACCCCAUGAAUUUUCUACUAUUUGUAAAAUCUGUGAACUGUCAUUUGAAACAGAACAUGUUCUUUUACAACAUAUGAAGGACAAUCAUAAACCUGGUGAAAUGCCAUAUGUCUGCCAGGUUUGCAAUUAUAGAUCAUCAUCAUUUUCUGAUGUAGAAACUCAUUUUAGAACAUCCCAUGAAAACACUAAGAACUUGCUAUGCCCGUUUUGCCUCAAAGUUAUUAAAAUUGCAACACCAUAUAUGCAUCAUUAUAUGAAGCAUCAGAAAAAAGGAAUACAUCGUUGUACAAAAUGCAGGCUGCAGUUUUUGACAUGCAAGGAGAAAAUGGAUCAUAAGACUCAACACCAUCGAACAUUUAUAAAACCUAAACAACUAGAAGGAUUGCCUCCUGGAACAAAAGUUACUAUUCGAGCUUCAGUUGGACCUCUGCAAUCAGGAGCUUCACCUACACCUUCCAUUAGUGCAAGUGCUUCUACCCUUCAGCUCUCACCUCCAAGGACUAAAAAUAUAACUGCUAAAAAUCCUGCAAAAUCUAAUACAAGUAAACCUAAUACAAUCAAAUCCAACGCAAGUAAACCUAAUACAAGUAAGCCUAAUGGAAGUAAAUCUAAAUACAAACCAAACAUCUCUAAUAUGCAAAAGAAACAAAGCACAUUGGCUAGUAGCAAUAAAAAAAGUAAAGUCAAUACAGCAUUGAGGAAUUUAAGGUAUCGUCGGGGCAUUCACAAAUGCAUUGAGUGUUGUUCCGAAAUAAAAGAUUUUGCAAACCACUUUCCUACGUACGUCCACUGUAGUUUUUGCAGAUACAACACUAGCUGUAGCAAAGCCUAUGUAAAUCAUAUGAUGAGCUUUCAUAGUAACCGUCCAAGCAAAAGGUUUUGUAUUUUUAAGAAGCAUUCAGAAAAUCUCAGGGGCAUUACUCUAGUGUGCCUUAAUUGUGAUUUCCUAAGUGAUGUUUCUGGCUUAGAUAAUAUGGCUACACACUUAAGUCGACAUAAAACUCACACUUGCCAAGUGGUAAUGCAGAAAGUUUCUGUUUGUAUUCCAACUUCUGAGCACCUUUCUGAUUCUUCCCCUCACCCCAUGGUAUGUUUAUAGUGUGAAUGAAACCUCAAAGGAACAUACUACUGGAGGUGAGCCAGAAUGUUAAAUUUUGUAUGGAUUGGCUGGGCAUGGUGGCUCAUGCCUGUAAUCCCAGCACUUUGGAAGGCCAAGGUGGGUGGAUCACCUGAGGUCAGGAGUUCGAGACCAGCCUGACCAAUAUGAUGAAACCCCAUGUCUACUAAAAAUACAAAAAUUAGCCAGGCAUGGUGGCAUGUGCCUGUAAUCCCAGCUACUGGGGAGGCUGAGACAAGAGAAUCGCUUGAACCUGGGAGGUAGAGGUUGCAGUGAGCCGAGAUCUUGCCAUUGCACUCCAGCCUGGGCAACAAGAACGAAACUCCGUCUACAAAACAAAACAAAAAUUUUGUAUGGAUUGCUCCUAAGACCUGCAGAAAAAUGCAAAUAGGGUCAUUUUAGUGUUUAGAGGGAAAAGCUUGUCCUGUAGAAAUACAUCAGAAAGAUCUAUUUCAGCAGGUUUUCAUAGAGGGGAAAAGUUAUUUCUUGUAAUCUUGAUCACUAAUGAUGUUGAAAUUGAUCACCAGUCAGUCAUUCUGUUCUCUUUGCAUUGAAAUUUUAAAUAGUGUUUGCUAUAAAUACUACACUGUAUUUUUCUAUUAAAAAUUAUUGUAACAUUCACAGGUGAAAAGUAUAAUUAUCUAAUGGUGGGUCAUUAGCUCAGAACUUUGAGCUUAGCAAAUUUCCUGUCUUCUACCAAAGUAAUUGAAUGUCUAAAAUAAUGACUAUUUCAGCAGGUCUCUUUAGUAAAUAAGAAUUAUAGGUAAGAAAAUUUUUCUUUUCUAAAAGUGUUAAUGAUGUGUUAGUAGUAUUAGUCUUAAAGUAUACUUUUGUAGUUCAAAAUUUGAGUGUACAUUUUAGUGAUGCAUUUUAUAAUUUAAAAUUUACUGUGUGCUUUUCUAAAUAUUUUUAAGAUUUAUUUUUCUAAAUGUGUUCACUAGUUAUUAUGAUUCUGUUCCUUAAAGAGAGUGCUAAUAUGGUAAAAGGCACAAAACAAGAUUGAAAUCAUAGGCCUCUUAAUGCAAGUUAUUUCAAUAACUUACUUUGUUCUCACCUACCAGUUUCCUGCCAGUACAAUAAAGAGUAAUAAAAACCUCUGUCACCAACCUCCAUUGCAGAGAUAGCAAGAGGACUGUGUUUCCUCUGUUGAAAUGCCAGCAAUAAUGAACAUACUUAACGGGGCUCAUUUUAAUAGCUGCAUACAAUUAAUUUAUUAUAAUAGGCAUAUGCUAAAAUGAUUAGCAUGGUAAUAUUUCUUUUAUAAGAAUAUAAAAGGUCUUACUUUUAUAACAUUUACAAUGAUGAGCUGAGGGAGAAAAAUCUUUCAUGAAAUAUUUAAAUUGUUCUGUGACCAAUUUGUUUUUCAAACUGAAUUUAAAAUAACUAAAUGCUUAGAAAUAAAAAUGAGUUGUAAUAUACACAUUUAUUUCAAAACUUCAUUAAUUUGCUUUUUCAUGCUUUUUGCUUUUUUAGACUAAUGUUUCAUGUUUUCUUACUACUUCAUAACUAAUUUUAUUCUUAAAACUUAUUUUCCUUUAUACUGCAUUAAAGCAGUGAAGUUAUACUGUAUACUUGAUGUGAUCUCAUCUUUAUAAGUAUUGUGCACAAUUAAAUACUUGAGACAAUUACAAAAUCUUUAACCCCCAAAAUGAUUGACGUUUGUGUCUUUUGUCAAUUUUUUGUGCAAGUUUUAUUCAUUUCAAUUGGCUUAACAAGUUGGUUGUAAAUUAUUGUAGUGCACUGCCAAUAUAGUGGUUUUACAAAGGACAUAAUCUAUUUUAAGUAGCAGUUUUGCCUAAUAGCUAAAGUACAGAUAAGUAAUUUCAUACAGUUAAUUAUUAAUAUUUAACAAAGUAUAAACAUUUAUAGCCCUAAUUUUUCAAAUAUGCCCUCAAAGGAUGGAUGAAGAAGGAGGGUUUUGCCAACUCUGUUUCAUUGAUUAGCCGUGAGAGUAGCUUUUAGGAUGGUUGACAUUUCUAUCCUAUUAGAUAUCUUUUUUUUGGUCAAUGAAAUUUAAGAUAAUAUAGUUGCUGCUUAUGUUAAACAUGUUAUUCCUUAGGUAUAGCUAUUAAGCCUUCAUAAAAUUAUGUAUAACUUAACUCUUGAUUAAUGACAUUUCAGAUCAGGUAGGUACCCUACUUACACAGAUUAAAAUUGAGUUUAAUAUAUAAUAUCACAAAUAAUAUUUAGUCAUUUCUGCAGCUUCUAAAACAAAGAUCCUUUGGAUAAGCUAGCUCUUAGAUUAAAUUGAUUAUUUUACAAGAUUUUCUGGAUGGCAUAUACCUUUGUUAAUGUUUUAAUAAGUUAUAAUUAAUAUUUUUAGAAAUCAAGAAGUUUUAAUAUUUGAGCAGUGCUUAUGGAGGUUUUAAAGAGAAUAUAUUCCUCAAAAUUCUAAUUACUUCUGUGAUUUUACUGCCUCCAGAGUAAGUUGACUAUAAUAUAUAUGUAAACGGCAUUAUCAUGUUGAAUUUCACAAUAGAUAAAAUAUUUAUCUUUUUUCACUUUUUAAGUCCUGUAAUCGUAAAUACUGAGGCAUAUUACUUAUAUAAGCAUAUAACCUGCUUUUAAUUUUUAAAGAGUAAUUCUUGUUUUACUAAUGUGUAUGUCUUUUAUUUUAAAUUGUACUUAGCAAAGAGAACAUUUCUUAAAUGCCCUUGUUUUUAGAGAACAAGGAAAUAAAUGUCUUUAUUGAUUUAGCACAUUUAUUGAAUCUACUAUUUAGUCUCAUACAUUUAACUUUUACCUUAAAACAUUUACAGAGGUCAAUUUACUAUUAAAGUAUAAAAUGUACAUUAGUUUCGAUCUACAUUUUAAUUAUUUUAGGCUGGCAGAGAAAGAACUGUUUCAUAUUUUACCAUCGUACAUAUAAAAUAAAAUAUUCAAUACUUAUCUUGUUUUCAAGAUUAAAAAAAGAAGCUCCCACAAAGGAACAAGAACCUGUGUCUA